UCGAAAUCUUGGCGCACUCACCGAACGACGCAAUUGCGUUCAAAAAGACGUUUCGUCUCCGCUACUGCAUCCCUCACCCAAGGACCUCCGAAAGCAAAAUACUCUGAAUCUACAAUCACAAACCAACCGCCACAAUGUCGCGCCCAGAAGACAUCCUCCCGCCCGACCUCUUCUACAACGACACCGAAUCACGCAAAUACACCACCUCCAGCCGCAUCCAACGCAUCCAAUCGGAGAUGACGCACCGCGCGCUCUCCCUCCUGUCCCUCACAACGCCCUCGCUCAUCCUGGACAUCGGCUGCGGCUCCGGCCUGUCGGGCGAAAUCCUCUCUCAAACGCCGCUCGAAGGCACACCCGGCGGCCCGCAUACCUGGAUCGGCAUGGACAUAAGCAGCAGCAUGCUGUCGGUCGCGUUGGAGAAGGAGGUCGAGGGCGACUUGAUGCUCGCGGAUGCGGGGCAGGGCGUGCCGUUUCGCGCGGGCACGUUCGAUGCUGCGAUCAGUAUCAGCGCAGUGCAGUGGCUGUGCAAUGCUGAGUCGUCGGAGGAAUCGCCUGCGGGGCGGCUAUCUCGCUUUUUCAACGGGCUUUAUGCAUCGCUCCGACGAGGCGGACGCGCUGUGUGUCAAUUUUACCCCAAGAACGACGAGCAGAAGAAGAUGGUGAGUCAGGCGGCGAUAAAAGCGGGUUUUGGGGCGGGACUGUUGGAGGAUGAUCCAGGGACCAAGAAUGCGAAGACGUAUUUGGUGUUGACUGUGGGCGGCGGCGAAUUGGAUGGCGAUAUUACGGGCGUUGUGGGAGGCAUGGAGGGCGUGGAUGUCAUGGAUACGCGGAGGAGAGGGAGAGGGAUGAAGAGAGGCAAGGAGGUAAAAGGGAGUAAGGCGUGGAUCAUGCGGAAGAAGGAACAGAUGGAGCGGAAAGGGAGGGUCGUGAAGGCGAACUCGAAGUACACGGGCCGCAAGAGAAGGAUCCAGUGGUAAGGCCGACACUGCUCCAGCAGCACGACUCCAUGAGAUAUGCAUUAGCGCGGCGUUGGGGGUAUUGAAUCGAUCAUGCAUGCUAGCUAUAUACCACUAAAAGUACAGCUCUAUUCACACCGGCUACCUACUUGUA
Messenger RNA from Trematosphaeria pertusa, 1110 nucleotides. RefSeq names its product williams Beuren syndrome chromosome region 22 protein-like protein. Gene Ontology annotation, biological process: rRNA (guanine-N7)-methylation. The record is from RefSeq and is a predicted model, not a curated record. Bases 135 to 977 code for a protein of 280 amino acids. The transcript has a single exon. NCBI's taxonomy places the organism in Eukaryota, Fungi, Ascomycota, Dothideomycetes, Pleosporales, Trematosphaeriaceae. Gene Ontology annotation, cellular component: nucleolus. Gene Ontology annotation, molecular function: rRNA (guanine) methyltransferase activity.